Molecule: messenger RNA, 1176 nt
Organism: Effrenium voratum
Lineage: Eukaryota; Dinophyceae; Suessiales; Symbiodiniaceae
Source: the annotation of a GenBank genome assembly
AUGGUGCACCAGAACGAAUGGCUGGGUACCAGCUGGAUCAUGCUCACGGACAUUGUGGGCACGUCAGUGCUCACAUUUGCAGGUGUGGCUCGGCAGCUGGGCUGGGUCCUCACAGUUGGCUUCAUCGUCGGACUGGCACCUGUUGCGAUUUACACAGCCGUCCUGAUGUCAAGGACCUCAGAUUUGCUGGCCAAAGUGCAGCAAGGCUCGCGCCCAUCAUCGAUGGGGGAGGCAGCAAGGAUGACCGGCGGGGACAAAGCAGCCGCCGUCGUGUAUGCCAUGGUUUAUGGCUUUGCUUUCUUGGGUCAAAGCUCUUAUAUACUGGUCUUGGGUCAAUGCCUGCAGGGCAUCCUCUUCGAGUCUCAGCUGUGUUUGCCCCUGGCAACCGCCAUUUCCUGCAUUCUGUGUCUUCCAACAGCCGCGUCUGUCAGACAUUUGGCUGACUCCGUCUUCUUGUGCCUGCUCAACCUUGUAAUUAUUAUGGCAGUCCUUUCCAUUGUCAUGGGAAAGAUGUACCUCGACGGGCGUCCUUCGCAGGUCAGCACCUUCGCAUUUGCCGAAGGUCUCAGCUUCUGGACGGUGUUCGGAGCUGCGUCGAAUGUGGUCUAUUCUUAUACGGGCCAUUGGAUUUACUUCGAGCUCAUGGUAGAAAUGAAAAAGCCAGAGCAGUUUCCGCGCGUGUUCCUGCUCAACGCGCCGCUGCAGGUUUGCCUCUACUUGCUGGUGGCCUGCUGGGGUUACUACUUUGCGGGAGACAAGGCUGAGGGCUACUUCUUGGACAACUUGCCAGAUGGCGAAGCAUAUCGCUGGGCCUCCAUUUUGCUCUUUGCGCAUGUUGCCAUUGCCUUCCUGAUCAAGAAUGUCGUGCUGGCUCGUGCCCUUCACAAGCUCGUCUCCCCCAGGAGGGUGGACGUGGGCUGGUCCGAGCCCGGUGGUGGCCGCGCACAGCUCGAGUUCAUCGGCUGCGCGGUACUUUUGCUAGUUGCCUGCUGGGCCGUGUCCAACUCUAUUCCGUUUUUCUCAGAUCUUCUUGCCCUAAUAGGAAGUUUGCUGAGCGGCCCGAUCUCCUUCCUGUUCCCCAUGGCCUUCCUGGCUGGGGCGGCACAGCUCUCACGCAAGGAGUCCAGAAGGCUCAUCGGAGGCUGGCAUGGCCAAGCCAGGCAUGUGCUCGAGUGA